CUGCCUGCACAGAGGCUCGACUUCAGGUACCGGCGAGAGGCCGAGGACGCCGUGACGUCAUCCAGCGAGGUCAACGACCCCGAGGAAGGCUUCAGGCCCGAACCCUGUCCGGACUUCGACCCCAUCUCAGCGUUCUACCCGCCGAGGAGCACAGACGAAGUCUACGAAUCAAGCAAUAAUUGUGAAACACAAAAAAACGCUCAAAAAACUUCCAUGAUGAUCGAGAACCUCCUCAGCAUCAGAAGUGAUACGUGUUCCGAGUCACAAGACAAAUAA
Molecule: messenger RNA, 276 nt
Organism: Danaus chrysippus (African queen)
Lineage: Eukaryota; Metazoa; Arthropoda; Insecta; Lepidoptera; Nymphalidae
Source: the annotation of a GenBank genome assembly